UGACAGCAUAUGACUUGAACUCAAAGGGGAGCAAUUUUAACGUCACCACAUGGUACAAUUCUACAUACAAGAACGAUUCAGGCAAUGUUCCUACUCCCACGUUCGGUGAAUCUGGUUGUAGAUUUCACUUGGGUAGCUUUCUGUUUUAGCGUUGGUUGAAGGAUUUUUGGAGUUUGGGUUCUCAUCAUUGUGUCAAAAUGGGGGUUGAUAGUAGUUCUUGUUAGCCCAGCUGAGAUUAUUUCUGCAAUCCCUUUAAACAUCGAUUAGAAUUUAGAAGCAUUUUUUUUGGGUGGUUUAACUUUUGAGUAGUCUUUUGACAUGUCUGUGUCAAAUCCAAGCCAAGAUGAUGUUGGGAAGAGAAACCUUCCUUCAUGGAUGAAUAAGGAUGAAUCUGUAAAGAAACCAACUGGGGUUGGUGGAAGCGAGGAAAGUAGUGAAAGUGAGAGAUCAAAACAAGUCAAAGGACAUAGUAAGAGAGGUUCGGGUGCCAAUGACAUGGAGACCAACAAGAAAUCUUCUGCAUCGAGUUCUGGAACUGGAAACUUCUCCAAUCUUCUGGACGGGGUAGUGUUUGUGCUAUCUGGGUUUGUCAAUCCUGAGCGUAGCAUUUUGCGAUCACAGGCUUUGGAGAUGGGAGCUGAGUACCGACCUGACUGGAACUCAGGUUGCACACUCUUAGUUUGUGCAUUUUCUAAUACCCCGAAGUUUCGACAAGUUCAGGCUGAUUGUGGGACUAUUGUUUCAAAGGAAUGGAUAUCGGAAUGUCAUUCACAGAAGAAACUUGUUGACAUUGAUAGUUACCUGAUGCAUGCUGGGAAACCAUGGCGUAGAAGCAGUGUUGUGCAUGAAGCCAGUAAUGAAUCAAAAGAAUCCCCACCUAGAAGAUCUCAGAAGAAAGAUGGAGGAUCACACUCUAAAGCAACUGCAUCAGCUGUUUUGAAGAACAAGGAUUCUAAUAGUGCGAAAGCGCACUUAUCUCCUUCCAAACUGAAGAAUUGGGCAGUUGAUGAUUUGGACAAUACGAUUUCCUGGCUGGAGAGUCAAGAAGAAAAACCAGAGCCUAGUGAGAUAAAGAAAAUAGCAGCUGAAGGGAUUUUAACUUGUUUGCAAGAUGCCAUUGAUGCUCUUGAACAAAAGCAGGAGGUAGGGAAAAUAACUGAAGAAUGGAAAUUCGUCCCUCGUGUGGUGAAAGAGCUAGCAAAACUAGAGGAAAUGGGAGACAAUGGCGCCUUGAUAUCAAAGGAAGAUCUUCGCAGGCAAGCUGUGGAGUGCAAAAGGGCUUAUGAGAUGGAAUUUGGUAGUUUAGAAGAUGAUGAGAAGAAGAAAAAGCCCAAGACUAAUGAACAAAAGAGAGGCGAAAGAGGGACUGGGUAUGACAGUGAUGAAACUAUAGAGAUGACACCAGAGGAGAUAGAUCUUGCAUACAAUACUGUAUCUUCUAAGCUCCAUAAAUACUAACUCAGUUACUGGACUGUCUCUUCUUGAGGAAGAAAGUCUGUACUUUUGCUCAAAUUACCUUGUCGUUUUUUAAUUUUUUGAAUGAAUAUAUUGUCGUUUUCUUACCCUUGAAACUUUUGGCAAGGAUAAGGCUAAACACCAUGUCCAUUGCAUCAAAACUACACGUCUUUCUCAUUGAAUGAUUACCAAAUUUAAGACUAAUAUCAUUCUUUUACUUAUUAUUAUUA
This is a messenger RNA of Humulus lupulus (European hop), 1685 nucleotides long. Its product is annotated as DNA-repair protein XRCC1-like. NCBI's taxonomy places the organism in Eukaryota, Viridiplantae, Streptophyta, Magnoliopsida, Rosales, Cannabaceae. Gene Ontology annotation, molecular function: damaged DNA binding. Gene Ontology annotation, biological process: single strand break repair; base-excision repair; double-strand break repair via nonhomologous end joining. The transcript has 8 exons. Bases 319 to 1458 code for a protein of 379 amino acids. The record is from RefSeq and is a predicted model, not a curated record.